This is a messenger RNA of Leopardus geoffroyi (Geoffroy's cat), 1509 nucleotides long. RefSeq names its product cyclin dependent kinase 4 (gene CDK4). The record is from RefSeq and is a predicted model, not a curated record. The transcript is spliced from 8 exons. Gene Ontology annotation, cellular component: cyclin-dependent protein kinase holoenzyme complex; cytoplasm; nucleus. Lineage: Eukaryota; Metazoa; Chordata; Mammalia; Carnivora; Felidae. Gene Ontology annotation, biological process: protein phosphorylation; regulation of gene expression; signal transduction. The coding region runs from base 257 to 1168 and encodes 303 amino acids. Gene Ontology annotation, molecular function: cyclin binding; cyclin-dependent protein serine/threonine kinase activity; ATP binding.
GUACGUGCCCCGAACGUCCGGCGUUCGCCCCGCCCCUCCAGUUUCCGCGCGCCUCUUUGGCAGCUGGUCACAUGGUGAGGGUGGGGGUAAGGGGGCCGCUCUAGCUUGCGGGCUGUGUCUAUGGUCGGGCCCGUAGCGUCCAGCUGCACCGGACAGAGCUCGAGUGUAUGGCGCCUCAGGAUCUGGCUCCGGGGCCCCGAUAACGGGCCGCCCCCGCAGCUCCCGGCACGGAGUGAGGGUCUUCUCUGAUCUGAGAAUGGCUACUCCUCGAUAUGAGCCAGUGGCCGAGAUUGGUGUUGGUGCUUAUGGAACCGUGUACAAGGCCCGUGAUCCCCACAGUGGCCACUUUGUGGCCCUGAAGAGUGUGAGAGUCCCUAACGGAGGAGGUGCUAGCGGGGGCCUUCCCAUCAGCACAGUUCGUGAGGUGGCCUUACUGAGGCGGCUGGAGGCUUUUGAACAUCCCAAUGUUGUCCGGCUGAUGGAUGUCUGUGCCACUGCCCGAACUGACCGAGAGACCAAAGUGACCCUGGUGUUUGAGCAUGUAGACCAAGACCUAAGGACAUAUCUGGACAAGGCACCCCCACCAGGCUUGCCAGUGGAGACUAUCAAGGAUCUGAUGCGCCAGUUUCUAAGAGGCCUAGAUUUCCUCCAUGCCAAUUGUAUUGUUCAUCGAGAUCUGAAGCCAGAGAACAUUCUGGUGACAAGUGGUGGGACAGUCAAGCUGGCUGACUUUGGCCUGGCCAGAAUCUACAGCUAUCAGAUGGCACUUACACCUGUGGUUGUUACACUCUGGUACCGUGCUCCGGAAGUUCUUCUGCAGUCUACGUACGCAACACCUGUGGACAUGUGGAGCGUUGGCUGUAUCUUCGCAGAGAUGUUUCGUCGCAAGCCUCUCUUCUGUGGAAACUCUGAAGCUGACCAGUUAGGCAAAAUCUUUGACCUGAUCGGGCUGCCCCCAGAGGAUGACUGGCCCCGAGAUGUGUCUCUGCCCCGAGGAGCCUUUUCCCCCAGAGGACCCCGUCCAGUGCAGUCAGUGGUACCUGAGUUGGAGGAGUCUGGAGCACAGCUGCUGCUGGAGAUGCUGACUUUUAACCCACACAAGCGAAUCUCUGCCUUCCGAGCCCUGCAGCACUCUUAUCUACAAAAGGCAGAAAGUAACCCAGAGUGAGCGGUGGAGUGGCUGCAAUAGGACCAACAGAAGAAAAGCCGUCGUCUCCCUUCCUUUGAACACUUGAGUGGAGAGCCCCCCAACUGAGAAGGCGACCUCAGCUUCAUCUCUGAGGCUGUGGAAACUCCUCCCAGCUCUCCAGAGAGUAUUUUGCUGCCUUAAUGACAUUCCCCUCCCAUCCCAUCCCUCCUUUUGAAGCUUAUCCUUCCCCUGCCCCUCCCCCCCCCCCCCCCCCCCCCGCCGAUUUCCAUACACCAAGGGGUAUCUUCCUUGUUCUCCCCCUUCCUAUCUUGAUAUUAGGAUCUUUUUUUAUACAGGAAAAACAAAACAAAACAAAGAAA